AGAGAGAGAGAGAGAGUGCGCUCUACGUCACAGUCGUGUUCCGGAAGUGUGAAUAUCUCUACACGUCAACGGUGCUCUUACUAGCCGUGCUGUUUAUAUUAUUCUACUGCGCUAAAUAAUUUUAUAACAGUUUGUAAUCCAGAUGGACGCAGGGGACAGAGGAUCCUUUACUGAGGGUGGAGCAAGUGGGAGAACAUUGCCACCAGGCCUGACUGAGGAGGAAGCUGUGGAACUUGAAGUGGAGCUUACUAAGGUGGAGGAUGAAAUUCAGACACUAAGGCAUGUUCUGUCAAAUAAAGAGAGGCAUGCUGGGGAAUUAAGGAGGCGGUUGGGUAUUAGUCCUCUGUCUGAGAUUAAAAACAACAUCACCAAAGGCUGGCAAGAUGUCCAGUCUUCUAAUGCUUAUAUGAAAACCUCACAGACUCUUGGGGAUUUGAAUCAAAGAAUUACAUCAUCUAACAUUUAUCUUACAGCAUCUGCUACUCUGGAAGACAUUAGUCGUUCCGACACGUACAAGAAAACGCAGGAGACUUUGUCCCAGGCUGGUAUGUUGACGUCAUCUGCUUUCUCGUCAUUGGGAUCAGCCAUCAGAAGCAGACUGGGAGAAAUGAGGGCUUUGACUUACACACCCCUACCCGGUAGCAGCUACUCCAUGCACCAUUCCCUAAGUAUGCCCACUAUGAGGUAAAGUACCAGGAAUUCACCAACCUUUAAAACCAUGGAGGAGAAAAUGUAAUGAUUUUACUUUACCAGUCCAAGGCCACUGGAGGAAGCACGAAUGGUGAAGACGCGUAACCGCCACCUGGCAUUGGUUCUGAACAGGAAGCGCAGAUUCAUCACCAAAAAUGACCCGUGACACAAACUACUCCGAAAUCCUUUAAAGCGCCAUGCUGAAAGCCACCAGAUUUUAAAACAUCAAAGAAAUAAUGCAAAACAGUACAAAAAUGCUGUUCCAGCUAAAAAAAAAAUAAACCUCCAAUAAAAAAUAAAAACACACAACAAUUGGUUCUACUGUUUCGCUUGUUUCCAAUUUAUAUAAAAAGGUUUUCAGAAUGGCGUCUGCUCUGACAUUUCUGCUGAUGUAAUUCACUUUCGGUUCCAUGCAGCAUCGUAUACACUCUGACACACUGUGGAUUAAAUGCUUCCUUGGCAGUAUGCGUCCCUCCUGUUGCAUAUGAUUAAUGAGUGUGCAAAUGUUACAGAUAAGCAUAACUACAUCCCUUAGAACUCAGGACAACAGGUGCUAGCGCUUUAAAUUUAAUGUGAUGAAUGUAACUAAUGCAUCAUAAAUCGAUUUAUAGAACAUGUUUCUGAUUUAAUUAAUAUAACUGACUUUUUUGGGGGGUUAAUAUAUCGACUCUUGUUAUGCUCAUAUAUAUAUAUAUAUAUAUUAUUUGCUUAAAUUAUGUUUGAACUUAUGUUUAUUUUUCUGGUGUGAUUAUGGUAAAAAGAUAUAUUUAGGUACAAUUAAACAUUAGUGAAUUAGUGUGUAUUUGCCCAGCUGUCCUGAAGUCAGCACUUGGGAUGUGCUUACGGUUGAUGUGCAGUUAUUUUGGUUUGGAAAAGGAGGAAAUCUAACGUGAAUAAAUUAUGCAAACAUGACUACCAUAAGACUGUUACUUUUUAUCACAUACACAUUGUUCUUUGUCUUGUGAUUUUAUGUUUAACAGUUAUGCUUAAAUAAACCUAGAGGUGGAAAACUA
This is a messenger RNA of Silurus meridionalis, 1703 nucleotides long. It is a transcript of the gene tpd52l2a, whose product is annotated as tpd52 like 2a. The record is from RefSeq and is a predicted model, not a curated record. The coding region runs from base 143 to 688 and encodes 181 amino acids. NCBI's taxonomy places the organism in Eukaryota, Metazoa, Chordata, Actinopteri, Siluriformes, Siluridae. Gene Ontology annotation, cellular component: cytoplasm. The transcript has 10 exons.